AAAGCUGGGUCCGGACGACAAAACAGAUUCCAGAGUGGAGCAGAUAUGCGCUUUGUUUUAUCUACAAGUAUGCCAGCUGGGAGAAAACAAGAAAAACGGCCUUUUUCUGCUGAUUUUGACAGCUAACAUCGUUUGAAAACAGCCUCCGCUCGAAAAAGUAGACCGACGUUAAAAGUCAUGACUUUGGAAAACUUUUACUAACUUUCGUUAGAGGUUGUAGAGUUGAAAAAAAAAAAAAUUAAAAAAAAUCUGGGUUGGCUCGCCUUUUAAAAGUUUCGUAACUCAACGUUUUCGGGCCGCAAAAAGUUCGCAGAGCGCUUGUGGAACAAUGGAUCCGAGCCAGCACAACCCUCCAGCCGGACACCAGAUCGUGCACGUUCGGGGCGACUCGGAAACGGACCUGGAGGCGCUGUUCAACGCCGUGAUGAACCCGAAGGGCGCCGUCGUGCCCCAGUCCGUGCCCAUGAGGAUGAGGAAGCUGCCGGACUCCUUCUUCAAGCCCCCGGAGCCCAAGUCCCAUUCCAGACAAGCUAGCACUGAUGCUGGAAGCGGCGGCGUGCUAACCCCCCACCACGUCCGUGCACACUCGUCUCCAGCUUCCCUGCAGCUGGGCGCCGUUUCGGGUGGCUCCCUGUCUGGCAUGGCCUCAGCGGGCGCCUCCCCCCAACAUCUCCGCCAGUCCUCCUAUGAGAUUCCCGACGACGUGCCCCUGCCACCGGGCUGGGAGAUGGCCAAGACCACCUCCGGCCAGAGAUACUUUCUCAACCACAUUGAUCAAACCACCACUUGGCAGGAUCCACGCAAAGCCCUGCUCCAGUUGAACCAGGCGACCCCUCCCAGCACCGUUCCAGUCCAGCAGCAGAACCUCAUAAGCCCGGCUAGUGGACCCCUACCUGAAGGCUGGGAACAAGCCAUUACACCAGAGGGAGAAAUUUACUACAUUAACCACAAGAACAAGACUACUUCCUGGCUAGAUCCACGACUUGAGACUCGCUAUGCCUUGAACCAGCAGAGGAUCACCCAAAGCGCUCCGGUUAAACAGGGAGGGCCGCUGCCUCCCAACCCUCACGGCGGCGUCAUGGGAGGAAACAGCCAGAUGAGGCUGCAGCAGCUAGAGAAGGAGAGAAUGCGACUGAAGCAACAGGAACUUCUCCGGCAGAGACCACAGGAGCUCGCUUUACGGAACCAGCUGCCCACCAGUAUGGAUCAGGAUGGCAGCUCCAACCCCGUCUCCUCCCCCAUGGCCCAGGACGCCCGGACCAUGACCGCAAACAGCACCGACCCAUUCCUCAACAGCGGGACCUACCACUCCAGGGAUGAGAGCACCGACAGCGGCCUGAGCAUGAGCAGCUACAGCGUCCCCCGCACUCCAGACGACUUCCUCAACAGCGUCGACGAGAUGGACACAGGAGACCCGCUGGCUCCCUCCAUGGGGACGCAGCCCAGCCGUUUCCCCGACUACCUGGACACCAUCCCCGGCACGGACGUGGACCUGGGCACGCUGGAGAGCGAGAGCAUGGCGGUGGAGGGCGAGGAGCUGAUGCCCAGCCUGCAGGAGGCCCUGAGCUCCGACAUCCUCAACGACAUGGAGACCGUGCUGGCAGCUACCAAGAUCGACAAGGAGAGCUUCCUCACAUGGUUAUAGAGGACCCGCCUCCUCCUCCUCCUCUUCCUCCCUGAGCUCUGAACUGCCUGCUCUCAUCCGUGAAGGAUUCAUGGAUGUUUUUACCAGACAUUUCAGCCAAGUUUUUUUUUUUUUUUUGGGACUUGUGUGAAACCCCGCCCCCUGCGCCGCCCUCCUUCUCUUUCAGGCAGUAUUUCUCCUCACUGGUGUUUUUAAAUGUGUCUGUGUCUUCAAGGCUGGCCUAUGAACAGACAGUUAUGCAAGGGUGCCCCUCCGAAUCUUUCAGCGGCCUCCUCCCGGAUCUGGAGCCCGCUCACCUUGAGCAUCCUAACGGACUCGUGUGCGAGGACCGCCGCCGUGUUUCUACGUCUUCUUCUUUUAACGAACCUGAGAAACCAAAAAUGAUGUAUUUGGCGAGUACAGAACAAUACUGAUUUGGGGUAAAGGUAACAAGAGGCCCGGUUGGACAUUUUGGCUGGGGAGGGGGCGUAAAAGCAUAGGGACCGACUACAGUGCUGCUUGGCUGUGCCAGCAAGUCUAAGUUAAACCUUUUUGAUAGAUCAAGUGCCUUCAGUUGUAUUUUUUAAAGAUGCGAGCAACACGAAGAAUUACUCUGCAAUAUUAAAGCAUCUGGCGUUUAUUUUACUUAUAUAUCAGCCUUCUAGUGUUCAACCAUCAAAAUGUUUUUCAACAGAAUUCGGGGGUUCCCUUUUUAACCCUUCUUCGUAUCUCAGUCUUAUCCUGGCAUAACUCCCACUUUUAUUGAUUUUUUUUUAGUACUUUUAUUUUGUUUUUUAGCUCAUUACAUGCGUAGCUUAGAUCAAACUGCUUGAGUUUUACUGUCAUGGAUGAACUGAAACUAUUUUUAACAGAGUCUGUUGUUGAGAUUUAUUCUGCUUGAACAUUUUUAAGACUGUCUUUUUUUUUUUGCUUUACUUUAUAUACAUAUACAUAUAUGUAUUAUUAAUGUUGUAAUUUCGUUGAUCACGAAACGGCUUUUUUGCAAAACAUUAACCAAAAAGGCAGAAUUCUGUUUAGAAUUGCAGAAACUCCUCAGAUUAGAUCAACUUGUGAGUUUUUUUUAUUGCAAGUUUUGAAGCCGUCUUCCUCUAGAGGGCGCUGUGGCCUCUGUGCGUCGAGGGUUAAAAGAGGAGGUUUUGGUCAAGCGGGUCGGAAAGAAAGUCUGGAGCGGUGUCGAGAGUGAGAUUUCUUUUUUUUUUUUUUACAUUGUUUUCGUGAGUUUAUAACGAAAUAACCCCGGAACAAUCGAACAGCUCGGUCAGGAAUUGUCGCAGCAGAUUCCAAAGACGUUUUCUCGUAACAACACUACCAUUUAGUUUUGGUUCCAGCGUCAGAGCCCGGUAAUGCAGUGAUUUGCGAAUCGGCUUCUGUACGAACAAAACCGUAUAAGCUAACGGGAUGAUUUCUGUAUGUUUUAAAGUGUUAAUGGAGAAGUUUUUCCUUUCUUUCUGUUUGUAGGUUGUUUUGAGUGACUAACCCUGAAAGUUUUUACUUUUUUUAUAAGAUGAGGCCUCGGAACAGAGGAGAAAGCCUUUCUCCCAUCAGCACUCGCAUGUUUACAUACUUUGGGGGAACUGCUGCAGCAGCAGUGGAGACGACACACUCUCACGGUUAUUUCUUGAUGUUUACACUGUUGCAUCCCUGCAGAAUAAACAGCCUGCCGUGUGGUUUAAGCCGACGGAACACACUACGUAUAUGUAUAUCUACAUACAUAUAUCAUUUUGUUUGUUUUCAAUUGUUUUCUGAGAACUAGUUGAUUAUAAAUCAUAUGUGGAUGGUUUGAUGGACAGUGUUGGUGAGAACAAAGCAGCAAAAGGGGCGGGACACCACGAGGCGGCUGGAGGUUUUUCAUUCAAAUGCAGAGAUGUCACUCUAAAGCUGAUUUUAAUGCUUAACUUAGUGUGUACUUGUCAGAGCGUUACUAGCUGUUGACUCACCGUAGCAGUAGAACUAAUCAAAAAGUUAAAGGAUUUUGUAUUUAGAGGAUUUUGUAUUUAGAGUUCUCUAAAUGCACAUGAAAUGAGUUUAUAUUCAGUAAAGACUGUUCAUUUUUUGAUAGAUAUGUGCAUGUGUUUUAGAACAAUAAAUUCUGUUACAUUAUAUACCUUUCUUCAAAUGAUACUUUGAAAUUGGCCUCAAAUAAAGUAUAUACUUUGUGGUAAUCGUUA
This is a messenger RNA of Oryzias melastigma (Indian medaka), 3813 nucleotides long. It is a transcript of the gene yap1, whose product is annotated as Yes1 associated transcriptional regulator. Gene Ontology annotation, biological process: hippo signaling; positive regulation of transcription by RNA polymerase II. The coding region runs from base 329 to 1645 and encodes 438 amino acids. Lineage: Eukaryota; Metazoa; Chordata; Actinopteri; Beloniformes; Adrianichthyidae. The record is from RefSeq and is a predicted model, not a curated record. Gene Ontology annotation, molecular function: transcription coactivator activity; protein binding; transcription corepressor activity. The transcript has 8 exons. Gene Ontology annotation, cellular component: cytoplasm; nucleus.